AUGGACGAGGAUGAAGAAGAGAGGCAGCGAUGGUGGCUGUCAGUCAUGCAGGGCGCCGUGGAGCCGCACUGGCAGACGGAUGACAGCUCAAGCAUCCUGGAGCGGGGCAGGGCUGCAGCCCGCCGUGGUGGCGGAUCGCCAGCGACACCGUCGCCCAGGAUGAAAGCGCGUGUGGCCGAGCUGGAGGCGAAGUUCGCAGAGCUGGAGGCGAGCCGCUACGAGCCCCCGGAACUCGAGGAGCUGCAGGUGCUUUGCAGCACGCUGGAAUCUCAGAAGCGAUCGCUGGAACAGGAGGUGGCGGCCCUGCGUGCGCAACCCGUGGGAGCCUCCCAUGUCGCAGAGGACUUGGAGCGACAGAACGCGCAGCUGGCGGGGGAGCUGUCACAGAGCAAGGAGAAGAGUGAGCAGGCACAAGCGGUGAUUCGGGACCUGCAGGAACAGCUGAGUUACUUGAUGGAGGAGCUGGAAUCCGAGAAGGUGGCCCAUGCAAACCUGGAUGCCACCGACUUCCAGGAUGCAGCGCAUCAGGUCAACGACUUGGAGCACAGCGCACGCCUUGCUGAUGAGCUGUCGAAGUCCAGAGCCGAAUGCCUCAAUUUGCAGGAGCAGCUGAGCCGCCUGCAAGAUGAGCAUGCAGAAAUCACGGAGCACAUGGCAGCAGGGGAGGUAGUUCAUGCUGCCCUGGACCUCACGGACUCGUCACCAGGGGCUGCUCAAAAGAAGGUUGACGAUUUGGAGCAGAAGAGCACUUGGCUUGCCGACGAGCUGUCACAGUCGAAAGCAGCGUACCACACAGCGCUGGAACAGCACAAGCACGAUCAAGCGAUGAUUCAAGGCUUGGAAGAACAGCUGAACAGCCUGCGAGAUCAACACGAGCAAGUCACGCAGAACUUGUCAUCAGAGAAGGAGGGCAGCGCGCGGCUCGCUGACCAGCUGUCGAAGUCGAAAGCCGAGUUUCUCGAAUCACUGGAAGGGCGGGUGUACGACCAAGCCGCAAUCCAAGAGCUGUCUGAGCAGCUGACCGCCCUGCAAGAGGAGCAUGCUCUGUCUCAAAACCAAUCAGACAAGGUCAACGAUUUAGAGCAGAAAAGCGCCCAGCUUGCUGAUGAGCUGUCAAAGUCCAAAGCCGACUGCCUCAAUUUGCAGGAGCAGCUAAGCCGCCUGCAAGAUGAGCAUGCAGAAAUCAGUGAGAACAUGGUUUCCGAGAAGGUGGUUCAUGUCGUGGACCUCACGGACUCGUCAGAGGCUGCUCAAAAGAAGGUUGACGAUUUGGAGCAGAAGAGCACUUGGCUUGCCGACGAGCUGUCGAAGUCGAAAGCAGCAUACCACACAGCGCUUGAACAGCGCAAGCACGAUCAAGCGAUGAUCCAAGACUUGCAAGAAGAGCUGAGCAGCUUAAAAUCUGGCACUCAAGUGGAGGAGGCGCCCGACAAGGCACGCAUCGAGGAGCUGCUGUCGGAGAAUCGAAAGCUGAGACCUGGCCGUCCAGGAGGGCCUGGCGCAGAGCCUGGCACAGAAGGCCUUGCGCCACGCCGAGGAUGA
Molecule: messenger RNA, 1542 nt
Organism: Effrenium voratum
Lineage: Eukaryota; Dinophyceae; Suessiales; Symbiodiniaceae
Source: the annotation of a GenBank genome assembly